Molecule: messenger RNA, 1118 nt
Organism: Mytilus trossulus (common blue mussel)
Lineage: Eukaryota; Metazoa; Mollusca; Bivalvia; Mytilida; Mytilidae
Exons: 2
Coding region: 195-872 (225 amino acids)
Source: RefSeq, a predicted model, not a curated record
UAUCUAUCAUCUUAGUUUAGCUUUUUCCAUGCUAGAACGUAACUUACAGAAAAUAACGAUAGAAUCGUUGCUAACAUAACAGGCUAUUGGUUACCACUGUCAGUGUCGUCGCAUACAUAUUUCUGGAUUGCUAUUCUACUUUCUUUUACUUGGAAGACAACCUAAAGAUAGACUAAGUACGUUCGAGUAACAAAAUGGCCGGAAGAAAGCCAGAAAUCCCCGAAGGCUACCUUGGACCCCAGGAAAAAUGGAAUGAACUUGGACUUAAAACCAUGACCCAUCCGAAUCCAGAGAUUAUUGCACGGGAUAAUCAUUUGAAAAUUGAAAUAGGGUCGGAGACGGCACAUAUCAAAGUUACUUACCAACUUAUCCACUGUAUCUCUGAAAAGGAAUAUUCAGAAUAUGUCUUUGCUCAGAUGAAAGAAGGCAUCAUCCAUGUAAUGGUUCAUAUGCCAGAAACCGGUUAUUAUAAACUUCAGUUGUAUGCAUUGCCAUCAUCUGAUGAAAGUAAAUCUCUUCCGAACGUAUUCAACUAUCUGAUUCGUUGUACAACCGCAGCCCAGACGGUUCAUCCGUUUCCAAAGCACUAUGCUCAAUGGAAGGACGGAUGCUUUCUACAUGAGCCACUAGUCUUGCACGCCAACAGCAAUCUGACGAAUAUCAACUGGCGCGUCAAUGUUCCACAUGCCAAUGGAGUAGCCGUUGUUGUUGAUGAGGAGUGGUUCCAUUUUGAAAACCGGGGAGGACCAGUUUGGAUGGCAAAAUUUAGCUUGGAUAAAUACCGAGGGUCAAAUUCUAAAGUAAAACUUUCAGCCAAUUUUCAAGGAGAUGAGGAGAGUAAAUUUUCUACUAUGCUCGAGUUCACCAUUUAAAUGUGAUUUGCUGUAAAUUUGACAUUGACUUGACAAUACUUGAAUGCUUUAACAAUAUAGGGGGCUUCUGGAUUUCCAAUUGCAACUUUUAAUUGAUAUUUGAAAAUGCUCUUCACGCUGCAGCUUGCAUAGGAUUUUAACUGUUGGUAACGAAGAUUGUGCUCUACUUUACUUUGGACCAAUUUCAUAUGGCAUCUGUAUCUCUAGAUAUCUAGAUAUAAAUAAAGCAUACUUCGCAGAAAAUAA